Molecule: messenger RNA, 615 nt
Organism: Erigeron canadensis
Lineage: Eukaryota; Viridiplantae; Streptophyta; Magnoliopsida; Asterales; Asteraceae
Exons: 2
Coding region: 1-615 (204 amino acids)
Source: RefSeq, a predicted model, not a curated record
AUGGCUUCCGGUAAUUUGGAUAAUUCGAACGACUCUCCCGACGAAUCAAAUGAUAGUUCUAUGCAAUUCUUUCUUAAAGCGUUAGACUUUCCUGAAGAUACGGCAAGUUCUAGUGAUCCUCAAACUCGCCGGUAUACGGACCGGCGUCGGGAAAUUGGUCUUGUCACUCUUAUGAACGAUUGGUUCGUUCCAGAACCAAAAUACGAAGACGAUUACUUUCGUUACGAUGCAAGAAAAAGAAAAAGUUUUACGGCGAUACAGAAAUGCACAUCCGCCGUUAGGCAACUCGCGACGGGUAACACGCCAGACGAGUACGACGAGUAUUUAUGCAUGGCAGCCAGAACCGCACGCGAGACUCUUGAUUAUUUUUGUGAAGCCAUCAUUCGGUUGUAUAGCCGAGAGUACCUGCGCAGACCGACGUCACACGACGUUGCGCGCAUCUUCGGGGCCCACGAGCUUCGACAUCAUAUGCCCGGGAUGCUUGAUAGCAUCGAUUGCACACAUGUCGAGUGGUCGGCAUGUCCUAGACGUUUGAGAGGGCAAUACACGAGGGGUGACCACAACGGUCCAACUAUUAUGCUUGAAAUCAUCGCGUCACAAGAUUUGUGGAUUUGA